AACGAAAGUGAAACUGAGCCUCCAUUUCGUGACAACACAGUUGAACAUUUCUACUAUGACGCAUCUACAGAAUAGUAUUGUGUAGGGUCAAGAGAUCCCAGGAAAACGAGUGUGUUUGCCUAAAAUGAGUUUGUGUGAUAAAGAAGACCAUGGCUCUACACCUCAGAGCUCCACCCAGCGGAAGAGAUCACACUCUCCUGUACCGAGUUGUGGGUCCAUGAAGAGUGACAAGUCCAUGGAUCCACCACUCUCCUUUGGAGGAGGAGUGAAUGUAGUACCACCAGGUUACCACUCCACCAAGCAGAAGAGAUCACACUCUCCUGUACCGAGUUGUGUGUCCAUGAAGAGUGACAAGUCCAUGGAUCCACCACUCUUCUUUGGAGGAGGUGGUGUGAAUGUAGUACCACCAGGUUACCAAGUAAGAUCUGCUCCUGAGGAGGGGGGUGCUGCCUCUAACACCAGUCUCUCUGAGGAACAACACACCAGUCAUGGAGCUACCAGAGUAAGAUCUGCUCCUGAGGAGGGGGGUGCUGCCUCUAACACCAGUCUCUCUGAGGAACAACACACCAGUCAUGGAGCUACCAGAUAUCAGCAGAUCCACAAAUCCCACCUGCAGAAGAAGUUUCAGUGUCUGAUUGAGGGAAUCCCACAGCAGGGAGACACCAGACUCCUCCUUGAGAUCUACACAGACCUCUACAUCACAGAGGGGGGAAGAGGAGAGGUCAACUAUGAACAUGAGGUCAGACAGAUAGAGAGGGCAUCCUGGAGAGAAGCAGCACGAGGCAGUGACCUCUUUGGACAAGUUUGUAAUGAUUCUGAUGAGGAGUCACAUGAUUCUAAUGUGGAAUCACAUGAUUCUAAUGAGGAAUCAAAUGAUUCUGAUGAGGAAUCACAUGAUUCUGAUGAGGAGUCACAUGAUUCUGAUGAGGAGUCACAUGAUUCUGAUGAGGAGUCACAUGACUCUGAUGGAUGGGUCAAUGAUGAACAUGAGGUCAGACAGAUAGAGAGGGCAUCCUGGAGAGAAGCAGCACGAGGCAGUGACCUCUUUGGACAAGUUUGUAAUGAUUCUGAUGAGGAGUCACAUGAUUCUAAUGUGGAAUCACAUGAUUCUAAUGAGGAAUCAAAUGAUUCUGAUGAGGAAUCACAUGAUUCUGAUGAGGAGUCACAUGAUUCUGAUGAGGAGUCACAUGAUUCUGAUGAGGAGUCACAUGACUCUGAUGGAUGGGUCAAUGAUGAACAUGAGGUCAGACAGAUAGAGAGGGCAUCCUGGAGAGAAGCAGCACAAGGCAGACCCAUCAAAUGCAGUGACAUCUUUGAACGCUUACUAGAAGAGGAAAGACACAGAAAGAAACGCUUCCUGGAAGAGGAGAGAUGCAGAAAAAAUGAGGCAAAAAAGAAGGGCACAGUCUUUGAGCCCAGACAAUACAAACCCCUCAGAACUGUGCUGACAAAGGGAGUGGCUGGCAUUGGAAAAACAGUCUCAGUGCAGAAGUUUAUUCUGGAUUGGAUUGAAGGAACAGCCAAUCAGGAUGUCCACUUCAUAUUUCUUCUUCCUUUCCGGGAGCUGAACUUGAUGAAGGAGAAGAAACUCAGUCUGGUGGGUCUUCUUCAGCACUUUUUCCCAGAAAUCAAAGAUCCCAAAGUCGUCUCCAGUUCAGAGCACAGAGUCAUGUUCAUCUUUGAUGGUCUAGAUGAGUGUCGACUUCCUCUAGAUUUCCACUCCAACCCAACCUGUUGUGAUGUGACAGAGCCAGCCUCAGUGGACGUGCUGCUGACAAACCUCAUCAAGGGGAAUCUACUUCCCUCUGCUCUCCUCUGGAUCACCACCCGACCAGCAGCAGCCAAUCAGAUCCCUCCUGAGUGUGUGCACCAGGUGACAGAAAUAAGGGGAUUCAAUGACCCACAGAAAGAGGAGUACUUCAAGAAGAAAAUCAUUGAUGAGAACCUGGCCAGCAGAACCAUCAUACACCUGAAGUCAUCCAGGAGUCUCUACAUCAUGUGCCAUAUUCCAGUCUUCUGCUGGAUUUCAGCUACUGUUGUCGAGAAAACAUCAAAAGAAUCAGACAAAGUAGAAAUGCCAAGGACUCUGACUCAAAUGUACACACACUUCCUGGUCAUUCAGACAGGCAUAACAAAUGUCAAGUACACAGAGAGAAAAGAGACGGAUGAAGAGGUGAUUUCCAAACUGGGGAAACUGGCUUUCCAACAGCUGGAGAAAGGCAAUCUGAUCUUCUAUGAGGAAGAUUUGAGAGGGUGUGGCAUUGAUGUCACAGAAGCAUCAGUGUACUCAGGAGUGUGUACUCAGAUCUUCAGAGAGGAGGCUGGGCUGUACCAGGGGAAGGUAUUCAGCUUUGUGCAUCUGAGCAUCCAGGAGUUUCUCGCAGCUCUGUAUGUGUUCCUCUGCUUCAGCAACAGACAGAGAAACAAGCCUGACCAACAGCAAACCUCUCAGCUCUCUGCUCUGUUCACAGCUACAACAUGUCAUGGCCUACACAAGACUGCAGUGGACCUGGCCUUACAGAGUAAGAAUGGACACCUGGACCUUUUCCUCCGCUUCCUUCUGGGCCUCUCACUGGAGUCCAACCAGAAUCUCUUAAAACACCUACUACCACAGAACAGUAGCCAAUCAUAUAGCUCAGAGCAAACAGUCCAGUAUGUCAAACAGAAGAUCAGAGAUCAGAGGAGCUCAGACAGAAGGAUCAACCUGUUCUACUGUCUGAAUGAGCUGAAUCACCAUGCUGUAGUGGAGCACAAAAUGGGCUCAGAAGAGCUGCAUGUAGAGACACUCUUACCAGGACAGUGGGAGACUAAGAUAUGGAAGAGGUUUAAGAUGUCAGAAGAGCAGCUGGCUGAGUUUGACCUGCAGAAGUACAUAAAGACACCAGAGGAAGAUCAGACUGAACUCCUCAGUCCAGAGGAAGUUCUUCAAAAGGUGCUGCCAGGAGUCACAUCAGCUAUGCUGCAUAGCUGUAAUCUGAGUGAUAAGAGCUGUUCCUAUCUGGCCUCUGCACUGAAGACAUCACACUCAUCAAAUCUCAGAGUGCUGAACCUGAGUGACAAUAAGCUGCUGGACUCAGGAGUGGAACUUUUAUGUUCUGCUCUUUGUCAUCACAACUGCAAACUGGAGGAACUACGGCUGUGUAACUGUAAUCUGAGUGAUAAGAGCUGUUCCUAUCUGGCCUCUGCACUGAAGACAUCACACUCAUCAAAUCUCAGAGUGCUGCACCUGAGUAACAAUAAGCUGCUGGACUCAGGAGUGGAACUUUUAUGUUCUGCUCUUUGUCAUCACAACUGCAAACUGGAGGAACUACAGCUGUGUAACUGUAAUCUGAGUGAUAAGAGCUGUUCCUAUCUGGCCUCUGCACUGAAGACAUCACACUCAUCAAAUCUCAGAGUGCUGGACCUGGGUUUCAAUAAGCUGCUGGACUCAGGAGUGGAACUUUUAUGUUCUGCUCUUUGUCAUCACAACUGCAAACUGGAGGAACUACAGCUGUGGAGCUGUGAUCUGAGCGAUAAGAGCUGUUCCUAUCUGGCCUCUGCACUGAAGACAUCACACUCAUCAAAUCUCAGAGUGCUGAACCUGAGUGACAAUAAGCUGCUGGACUCAGGAGUGGAACUUUUAUGUUCUGCUCUUUGUCAUCACAACUGCAAACUGGAGGUACUACGGCUGAAGUGGUGUGAUCUGAGCGAUAAGAGCUGUUCCUAUCUGGCCUCUGCUCUUAAGUCUCCCUCCUCAAAUCUCACACAGCUGAGCCUGAUUGGUAAUUACCAGAUGAGUGCAUCAGCUGUAGAGCCGCUCUGUGCUCUAGUGAAGGACCCACACUGUAAACUGGAGUAUCUACAAACUGAUCUUGGAACAGUGAAGUUCAAGUGAAGUGUUGAGCCACGACCCUGAGCUGGAUGGGGUCUGGAUGGGGUCUGUGGGGCAGGAACUCAUGACAUGAGGAUGUGAUCCAACACACACACACACACACACACACACACACACACACACACACACACACACACACACACACACACACACACACACACACACACACACACACACACACACAC
Molecule: messenger RNA, 4056 nt
Organism: Sardina pilchardus (European sardine)
Lineage: Eukaryota; Metazoa; Chordata; Actinopteri; Clupeiformes; Clupeidae
Product: NACHT, LRR and PYD domains-containing protein 3-like
Exons: 13
Coding region: 125-3874 (1249 amino acids)
Biological process (GO): intracellular signal transduction
Molecular function (GO): protein binding
Source: RefSeq, a predicted model, not a curated record